This is a messenger RNA of Lymnaea stagnalis (great pond snail), 15347 nucleotides long. The record is from the annotation of a GenBank genome assembly. NCBI's taxonomy places the organism in Eukaryota, Metazoa, Mollusca, Gastropoda, Lymnaeidae.
UUGUCAUUUGCAGGACAAGAUACAUAACGUUAUGAGUUUUAUUUCCUUACUACUUGGCGCUAGGCCCAAUACAUUUUCAAGUAUCACGUCGUAUAGUGUAGUCUUGACAAGACAAAACGUCAUAAAUCAUAAAAGUGAACGUUGAACGUAGGCUUAGCUCAACUUAGUCUAUAAUAAAAACAUUGUUUAUUGUAUUUAUUAUUGAUUUAAUUUUUUUUUUUAAAGUGUUGUCUAGUAGGCUAGGACUAGACUAGGGGCUACUAAGUUUAGUAAGUUAGCAUAACUACAAGUAGACAGAGGUCCUGCUUUGGCUUUGGAGCUUGAGCCACAAGUUUAGUCUAUGCCCUAUGCUGCACUCUGCAAAUUCUCAAUCAGUCAUAUUCAUAUAGACAGACAUAGAAUCAGAUUCAAUUAAUUUUAUCAACAAUCAUUCACAAUGGGAGGAACCCAGAGUGUCUUCACGGAGGAUGAACUUGAUGAUUACCAAGUAGGUGCAAACUGUACUGUAAAUAAUUAUAGGCCUAAACAUUCAAAUUGAAAUAUGGCCUAGCCCAAAUAUCAUUAAUUAAUUAAUAUGAUUAUGAUUCUAAGUCUAGUUAUUCUUAAGACUUAGAAUACUUAGAUUACUUAGAAUUUUUACAAAACUACUCAUUUAAAAAAAAUAAUAAUAAUUUAAUAACACAACUACAUAUUUUUAAUAUGAUUUGAUGCUUUUACUUUUAUUUAUGGGUAUUGAUUUGUAGAGUGGUAUAAAUAGCCCUUAAUAAAGUUAAUACAGAGGUACCUUGACAUACCAGAUUUUUGUGAAACGAGCUGUAGAGCGAGCGAUGUCUUGCUUUAAAAUACAAGAAAAAUUUGAGAUACUAGGAACUGGGUCGGCCGGCUGCACACGAACACACCAGUCGUGCCUUGUGUGUUUCACAUUGUCAGUGUGUUUUUUUGCCUUGCUGUCGAAACAUCUUUGAUAAGUUGUGCUUGCGAAUUGUGCUUUUUGUGCAUUUACAGUACUUUAUCACAUUCCUUUUUAUAACCAUGGGUCCGAAGAAAGUGAAUGGAAAGGUCAGUGCUCAGAAGAAGAUGAUGUCUAUUGAAUUAAAGCGUGAAAUCAUAAAAAAAACAUGAGCAAGGUGUGCGAGUGACUGACUUGGCGAGGCAGUACAGCGUAGUACUUCAACAAUAUGUGCUGUGCUUAAUCAGAAGGAGUCGAUAAAGGGUAUAAUGCCAGUUAAGGGCGUUACAAUAAUUUCUAAGUUCCGGACCUCUCUCCAUGAAAAGAUGGAGAAACUCCUGAUGGUGUGGGUGACGGAGAAGCAGCUUGAAGGAGAUACCUUAACGCAGGGCACUUUAUAAAACCAGUUUAAUAUUUUACAUUCUCUUUUAUUAUGUUUUUAUACAAUAUUGUUCAUUUAAAAAUACAUUUUUCUUAUUCAAAAACACGUAACAAAAAAACUGGGGUGACAUUUGGGGGGCUGGAAUGGAUUAAUGGCAUUUCAAUUAAUUUCAAUGGGGAAAAUUGUUUUGAGAUACGAGCAAAUUGACUUACGAGCAAGGUUACGGAACAAAUUAAAUUCGUAUCUCGAGGUAUCACUGUAUAUUAGCCUAAAAUCAUUAUUAUAAUAAAUAUAUAUUUAUAAUUAUAUUAGUUAUAAAUAGAGAGCCUAUAACUAUAGGCCUAGAGUAGUAUAAGCCUAGCCCCACCCCAACUUAUUUGUAGGACCUAUUAAUAUAUUGAAUAUUUUAAUGAAUAUUUUGAUCCUUCAGGCAUAAACUAAACAGCUGAAAAUAUAAAAAUAUUCACUUACCUUUGCCGCCUUUGGAAUUGAAAUGUCCUAUAUUUAAUCACAUAUAACAAUUUUCCUCAAGAGAAUUAUUAUAUAACUAGUUAUAGCUUGCCAAACAUUUGUGACAGCAAUGUGUGAACUUCCCAUCUACUAAAGUUACUUGACAAAACAUGAACUCAAGUAAACUGAUUUUAAGAAUCCCAAUUGCCACACCCCUUCUAUCCAUGAUACGUCACGGCACACUUUUUGUUUCACCCCAUUAACUAUAUUAAUAUUUUGAUGUCCCAACCACUUUUGAACAGAAUAUUUCUUACAUCAUAGUUAAAUUGAGACGAUUUCAUUUACCGAAAAGAAAAUAUUACUUACCAAACACAGUUAUGCUAUUUUAAAAAAAUAUUGAGCGCAGUUAUCAGGAAUUAUAUUUUGUGCACUGUCUGGAAAUGGAAGCAGUCACACCACAAGCAAUAUUCUCAAAGAACAAUAAUCCAAGAAUUACUUAAGUUAUUACUAAAGAAAAAUUAAAAUAACUUGAUCUUACCUGAAGCCAUUUACUUAAAUAAAUGAUAUCAUACGAAUGUUUUGUCAUAUUUAUGUAGGACUUUACAUAGAUAUUCAUAUACAUAAAAUGGAAAAUAAAAAGUGUAAUCGUCAUUUUUAACUAAAUAAAUCAAUUAAUCCCUGCGUUAUUUGCUAAUACUUCUAAUUGUUAAACAGUUCCACAGAAAAGUUAAAGUUAAUAUCUAAAUAAUAAUAUUAUUAUUAUUAUUAUUAUUAUUAUUGGGAAAUUUAAAAUAUAUAUAUUUUAAAAAAUUAAUUACUGAAAUAAAAAUAAGUGUCUAGGAAUCAUACUUUAUACAUUUUUUUUUUUAUAAGGAAAAGUAUAAAGAUUAAAAAUAAGUUUUGGGAAAUAUUUACAAUAACCAAAUUAUAAUAUGUGGCUUUAUUUAGUAAAACUCGUAUCAAACUGUAUUCUCGGUUUUAUUAUUAUAUUUUUAAACUUAGACAGAAAUUUUUAAUAUUUUCAGAAUGCCAUAUACCUCAUUUUUCAGAUACCUCAUUUUAAAUGGCUAACUAUAAGCUAUAAGUUAUGCAAAAACACCAAGUUCAUCUUUCUAUCAUGUUUAUUGUAGUUUAAUCAAAUAUAUAAUUCAGUUAAAUUUUAAACCCAUUCACAUAUUUCUAAAAGGUAAAUAGAAGUUUUAAAAAAAAAUUGAAUGCAUACUAUAAUUACUAAAAACAAAAAACAACUCUAAAAUAAGUAAAUUUCUGUUUAUGAAAAUUCAUUUCUUUUAUUAAAUAUUUUAUUAGAAAUAUUAAAUAAUUACCUAUAUUAACUAAAUUAUAAUACUAAUAAUAGCACUAGACUCAAGAGUUUAAAGACACACAGUAAGUUGGCUAAGCAUCAAAAUAUUACAUCAUUAAACAAUUAAUUUAAAUUUAUAAUUAAACACCUUUUUAAUAUAUAUGUGGCAAUGUGCCACUUUUUGUAGCUGCAUUUAUGUAACACUAGCCGAUAUAGCCGACGUGGCCCGGGAUUGCAUUAGGACCCCAAUUUCGGUGCAGUCCCAUUUCCUGGUGUGAUCCUGAUGGGUUUUGUUCCUCUAUGGGAUCAUGCUCAGUGCGAUUUUGUUAUAAAAAGCUUUUAGAUCCCAUUAUAUAUCCUUGUAGAGCAAUAUGGAACCUUCUGGAACAUUCUAGAUUAAAUUUAAUAUCUUCCGCGAAAUGUGUAAAAAAUGAAUAUUCUAGGUAAAUAUUUUUCUAAUAUGAAAUAUACAACUAAAUGCAAUACUACAACUAGAGUACAUCUUAAUUGAAAGAGUGGAACCUGCCCAAUCCAUAACUCCACCAACUAGGUUCAUCAGCAGCUUCCUGCAAACGAAAUGCCUACCUUGCACUCGUCCGUCCACUACUGGAAUAUGGUGCGAUACUCUUGGACCCACACCUUAAGCAAGACGUGGACAAGAUGGAGCGAAUUCAACGUAACACGUUGCGUUUUAUCGCUCGAGACUACGAAUCCACCACUUCUGGCCUCUUAACAAUAUUUGACAUCCCCCCCCCCCCCCAAAGACAGACAAAAAGGACCCCCCCUGAUAUUCUUAUAUAAAGUGAUCAUGGGACUGGUGCCGGCCAUCCCAGCAGACACGUAUCUCACCCCACAGAAGCCGGGUAGACUGAUCAGAGCAAAACGCUCACUGAACACUGACUUCACCACUAACAAUCCCAUAAACAAUUACACCUGAAACAAAAGCAAAUGCUUUAAAGUGCCUCAGUGCAACACAGUGCAGUAUAAACAAUCUUUCUUCCCACACACAGUAAUAGCAUGGAACCACCUGGACAAUGCCACUGUGAACUCGACAUCGGUCGAAAGCUUCAAGGCUGCCCUGGCAUCAGCUAGGAGCUGUUAGAAUAGCAACAUCAUACCCCCAACAGUUGCACAGAUGCCAGUACAUGGAUGCAGCAGUGAACACAACCAGAACCAUAACUGUACUGAUUUAGUUAUGCCUGAGAUAGGGGCCCUAUAAAAAUCAGACAGAUAAAUAAUAAAGUUAAAAUUUAAAAUUUCUUUGAUUAAAAUCGGUUAAAUAAUGCCAUAGAUAAAGCUUUUUAAAAUGAUCGAACUUUCUGGAAAAUUCUAGAUUGGAUAUUAUUGGUUUUAAAUCCACCAAUAUUUAAAUAUGGACUAAGAAGCGUAAUGAACAAAGUUAGGCUAGAUCCACAAAUUCACAUAGAACCUACACUGUUGUCUAACCCUAUUGAUAUUCAUAUAGCUUAUAUAAGGAAAAAUGAACUGGGGCCAGAGAAAUGGAUAUUAUGAUGGUAUUUGAAUAUGGAUGAUCAUGUGUAUGUGUAAUAAGUUUGGUCAAGAUCCAUCCAUUCAUGUAGGAGUAUUUGUUGCUAAUUAUUUUUAUAUAGCUCAUAUAGGAAAAAACUACAUUUUGGGCCCCCGAACUUUAUAAUUUAUAUUAGAGAUUUUGUUAAGUCUCUUGUUCAACAUACUGUGAACACCAGAACAAUGUUUGAACAUUCAUAUUUCACAGUGUUAACAUCUUUAAGAUCUAAUCAGGACUAAGGGUUGCAAUCUGGGAUCCUGAAAACCAGACCAUAACGGAUGCUCAAAUAUCCCGGGAUUGGAUUUAUGAAAACCAGAAUUUUAGAAAUUACCGGGAUUUCAUUUUCAAAAAUAUGUUUCGUUUUUUUUUAGUUUCCAUGUCAUAGUUAAAGCAAGACAUGGCAAUAAUUUACGUGAUGUGCGAAGUGGGGACCCCUCAUACCACGUGUAUCAAGUUCAAAGAGAGCCAAAUGACAAACUAGAUCUGUGUACUGUUCAUUUGUAACGAAUUAUGGCGUUAUGAUUAGUUUUGUUUAUAUAUCGUGCGUGUGUAGUGUGUAAGUGCAGACGAGUCGCGACGUGAAGGUACAGGAAUGUCUUCAUGUUAUUGACAAAUAAGUAAUAGGUAUAGUUGAAUGAAGAUCGAAUGUUGACUUACAUUAAGAGUUUGUUUGUAACAUGAAUUAUAUGGAAAUGAUAACACGUUGCACUCAAACUUUUUAUAACAGAAAUAUUUGAUUGAUUGAUUUCUUUUAAUUAUGCCUAAAAACAUACUCAUUUAAAAAUAUGAGUAAAUCCGUAUUUUGAUAAUCAAAUACCUUAAGUUUAAGACUCAGAAAAAUUAAGCUACUUCUAUUUUGUGAUAACAAUUUUAAUAAUUUACAUUCACCCCAUAAUUGAUUCCCGAGAUAUUUUGUCCUAGGUUGAAUGUCCCAGUUUGUCUGUACUGUACUUAGCCAAACAUUUACAUGACUGAAUGUUUUUAUUUCGUUAAUAAAUACUCACCUCUAAUUUCGAAUCUCGACUAAAAAUUCUCUAAAUAUGGAAAAUAUCGGGAUUCCGGUAUUCGUAAACUUCAAUAUCGAAAAUACCGGUUUUGGCAAAAGGGACUGGUUUUGCGACCCCCUAACGAGGACAUGGUCUGUUUCCUGUAAUAUUUUUUAAAGUUUUAAUAUUUAAAAGAGUUUUCUUCUAAAUGCAUGCAUAAAUUAUGCAGGAUAUCUCAUUUGCUUAAAUGUUGAGAUUUCAGGUUGAUUCAGAAAGAUUAUAUUAGUUCAUUCAAUUCAAGAAUAUUUAUAGUUUAAAUUGGUUAAGUAAUUAGUUUAUUUUUUAUAAAUUUAUUUUGCAAAGUAAGUCGUGUAGGGCUUGUGAAAAGGGCUCCAUCUUUUUGGCACUGACAGUCCAAAAAGGCUUAGUCUCCAUAGGGUUAAAUAAGAACAUAUCAAUUCUAAAAGUAGGUUCUUCAUGUAUUGCAAAUGAGGAAAACAGUGCAGGCUUCUAGUUUUAUUGCCAAAAUAAUCCUUGCUACUUCAUAUAAUACUAAUUUUAAUAGCAAAACAUCUCUUGUUUCUGAAAAAAUACCAGAUCUGUUGGCCCAUUUAAAUGAAAUCUAGGCACACUGCAUCAUUUUUACUUUUAUCUUAAAAGAACUACUUAAAUUUGAAAAAAAGUCUAUAGUGACUACAGGCUUAGUCUGCAAUUUUGCCUUAAUAGUAAAAUAAACAUACUAUUUGAAUUCCAUUCUAGAGCUAAUUAUUAUAAUAUAGUAAAGUGAAUUUAGAAACCUCUUAUAUUCUCUUUUUCUCAGACUCUGACAUAUUUAUCAAAGAAAGAGAUUCUGCUGUAAGUAAACAAAAAUAUAAGUGAUUUUUUAUUUAGAUGAAAUCGGUAGGAAAUGGUUUGCAUGUAAAUGUAAACAAAAUGUUAUACAAAAAUAAAAUACUGUUGCUUGUGCUACCUGGAUAGUUAUGCACUGUUACUAGUUAUUCUUGAACUUAACAGAACAAUGGCUGCAUUAUAUUUUUGAGACAACUGACAUUUGUUUUAAAUUUUGGUAGCAAACCCCAGAGCUAAAUACACACUGUGGCUUGUGACCACAAAUGUUGACUUGUUGUUUCCAUCAUGGUUGAUACUGUUAACUGUAUAACAAUGUUUGAGAAUGUAGUCAGAUGAUUUUUAUUCUGGGCCAGUUUAGCAUCAGUUGCACCUCUUAGUUAGAUGUUUUUACUCAGAGUUUCCUCCUCCCAAAGAAUAUUUGGGCUGACAAGAUGUUCCCACCAGGUUCCUGUUUGAAUUAAAAAUGAUUUAAUAUGGAUGUGCUAAUACUAAUAGUUGAAUAAAGUUGGUUUGUCCCACAGCCAUUAACAAUUUUUAAAGACAUUCAAAAAAUAACAUCAUGAGAUCUGAAUGCAAAUCAGAAAGUGGUUUAAUAUGUCAUGGUAUUUCCCAAGGUCAUAAAUUACAUUUGCAAACUAAUGGCAAUAGAUUUUAUCAUUGUUUUGUUGUUUAUAGGUACUAUGUUAAUUUAUAUUUUGAUGGAAAUUGUGCAAUGAUAAUCUGGCUUUACUACCAGUGCUAUUCAUAUUUUUAAUGUGGAAAAAUUAAUUUUUGGAAAAAUGUUAAUAUUACUUUGAAAUAUCUUCUUCUUAGCCUUUCUCAGUCCCAAUGGAACAUAGGCCAUCCACAAUACUUUUCCAUUUGUCCCUGUUCUGGACUACCUUUGCUAGUUCGGCCCAAAUUUUCUUCAUUCCCUUCACCUCUACCUCUAAUCCCCUCUUCCAUGUGACGCUUGGUCUUCCUCUUUUCCUGGUACCUUGAGGAUUCCUAUUUAGGGCCUGUCUUGUGAUUUUAGGGUUUAUCAAGCAUUCAUUUUCCUUGUUUUAAAUAGGAAUGAACUAUACAUGUACCUUUAUGACACACCAGUGGAGAAUGAAAUGUUUUCUAUAAGAGUUAACAAAUAUUUCUUUUCUUUCAGUGUUCACAAACGUUUCAAAGCACUUGACCCAGCUUCUGUUGAAGCUGAUAAAAAUGCCAGACUUCCAAUGGAGAAGAUUAGGGAGCUUCCAGAGCUCAAAGUAUGUUUUAAAGAUUCUUUACUGUUAAGAAAUUAUGUAUCACAAGCAAAUUUACCCAGAGCUUCCCAAUUUUUAAAUGUGUAAUGUUUAUUUUAUUUUACUACCACAUUUACCAAUAUGCACACACACAAAAAUUUGUUAAAAAUAAUUUAUUAACCCUUUCAUCACUGCUGGUUUUGGGCAUCGAUUUUUGCUGACUCAGCAAUAAGGAACUUUGUUGUUUUUUUCAUUCUCUAUCCGAUUUGCUUAUUAACUUCUCUAUAGAUUAAUGAAUAAAGAAAUAUAUAGCAUUUAAAUAUGACGUCUUUGGUAUUUCAGAAAAGUUCUUUGCCGCUUUGUUAUGAUAACAUUGUGAUGUCCUUGUUAAUUGAAAGUGGGUGAUUGUGACAUCGCGUCGUCGUCAUCUGUAACAAAAAGUUUAAACAAAAACUGACCAAGCCAUUUGCCCUCCUGUUAGAUUCUGACACAAUAUUAACACAUUCUAUAAUUCCUAUUUACAGACCAAUAUAUGACCUUAUUGAAAGAUAAGAACAUUAUCAAAAUGUUCUAGAUUAUCAUUUCAACCAUCUCUCAAACAUUCUAGAAUUUUCAAGCAUAACCUUAAACAAUAUUUUGAGAAAUUCCCAACAAUUUAUAGAUACAUACAUACAUUGUCAAUGGAAAUUUCUAGAACUUUCUAGAAACUUUUGAAAACAUUUCUAGAAGCUCAACAAUUUUCUUUAGUUAAAACCUGACCAGGUACUUUUUGGAACGCAAGAAAAUUCCUCUAAAGGCUUAUAGACUUAUGUAAACGUUGUUCAGUAAAUGUCCAUUAAUGUGAGAGCCUUUGAGGAAGGAAGGAUUUUCAACCCCACACAUUUUUACAAUUAUAUUGAUGUAUUUGAGUUCAGCACAAUGGUUGAAAGCAGGUUAUACAAUUAUCAAGUGAAGGUUCAUUUAUUUAGAAACUGAAUUCUUUGUUGCAUUCCUAUCAGACACAUGCGGUAAUGAAUUUUAUGAUUAUGUGCCGUCACUUUGUUUGUGUUUAAUGAUAUGCAAUUAAAGAACUAUGUUGAUUAUAAUAUUGUAUGUUUGAAGUAAUGGGAACAAGCAACCACACUUCUUUCAUGAUGUGCAGAAGUGUAAUGAAAAUUUUGAACAUUUGAAUUUAUCUUCUCAAGUUAUUUAUUUCCAUUAGUUUUUUUAUAAAUUGAUAUUUUUCGCAGGUGAACCCUUUCAGAGAUCAGAUUUGUAAAGUGUUUUCCUCAUCAGGAGAUGGCAUGACAUUUGAAGAUUUUCUCGACAUGAUGUCAGUGUUCAGUGAUGGUGCACCUAAGAAUGUGAAAGUGGAAUAUGCAUUUCGGGUUUAUGGUAGGUGGUAGAAAUAUUUAUAAGCUGAAAUCAUGAAAGAAAAUUUUUUAAUUAUGACAUAAUCUUGGCACCUCGAAUUUAAAAAUUAAUCUGCUCCUUUAAUUAUUUUCAAGCAAUUAAUAGUAAUUUCAAGUUUCCCUAGUACAUUAAGAAAACCAACCCCUUCCCCCCUCUCCUUUUCUCACCCAUUUAUAUAAAUUUUUUUUUAAAGUUUGGGGAGAGUUUAUGUGAGAUAGUGAUCAUUGUUGUGGGAUGAGAACAUUGUGUUUUGUGUGAACUUGUUGGUGUGUGAGGCUGAGUGCAUUAUUAUGUCAGUUUGUCAUUGGUUGAAUGGGGAAUAACAAUUAACUAUAAUGUGUGAGCUCGAAAGAGUAGCACACAUGUUGAUGUUGGGUUCUGAGAGUUGGCCAGAAGUUCUAACCAGAAGCAGCCCAGAAAUGGGUAGUUCCUUGUUGUUAGUGCGCAUCAGUGGAUUUUGAGAGGCCUCAUGUAAAAUAGUUGAGCUGUUUUCUUGAAUGUGGAUGAUAUUUAUUGACUGGUGAAAAUCAAGUGAUAUAGUAACCAUUUGUAAUAUGGAUUGUGAUUUGUGUACAGUAUUAAAUUGAUGUCUCUGACAGUAUCAAGAGUAAGUUAAGUAAUUAAAAAUACUGUUGUGACUUUUAGUAUUUUGUUGGCAAGACUGAUGGUAGCAUUCUGUAUAAUGUUGUUUUCAAGAAUUGCUUUAGUGUCUGGGUGUUAUCGCUGCCUAGAGGUAUUUAUAUUAUCAUUUUCACCAAUAAACAAUGGUAUAUUAAAACACUAUUCUAGCCCAGGUUCUCCCAUUAGUAAUAUGAGUUCUGCUAACUAUAUAUACUAAAUGGGAUCACUGGCAAAACUACAACCACGUUCAGCAUUCCUACUCACUUGCUCUCCCCCUGCACUCCUGUCCCUUAAGUAUACCCUUUUGAUAAUUGUAUCUCAUUCAUGCACACUAACUCUCAGCUCUUAUUUAUAACAAAGAAUCAUCCUCAAACUACACACAGGCUCAGGGAUUCUAACGCCUUGACAGUUGUCACCAUAGACGGCAGAGCCAGAAGAGAAAAUUAUUUAAAGGAGUCCGCCGAGAGGACCAAUAAACUGACAUUUUGACUGUCAUGUGUACAUGUCACACACAAACUUUUCCUCCCUAAACUUUUUUAUGUUAGUGUUUUAAAAGUUUAUUGUGUAAACAUAACUGAAACUCGGCUCCUGUGCUUGAGCACGACACGACAGCCAUUUGCAUUAUCUCCUUUAAAUAAUUCUUAAAUAGUCAUUGAUUGGUUAUAUGGUCACCCGGUGUCUUUACUCCUAGCUGUUCCUUUCAGUGGUUCUUUAUGGGUUUAGACCAAAGGUUAUUUUGUCUUUUAGCAACAGUAGACACACAUUUCCAGACACAUGUAAUUUCACCAUAAUUGAACUUUCUUUUUAGUUAAAUAAUUAUACAGCUCAAAAUUCUCUUUGAGAAUCCUCAGGAGCAGCAAUAUCCUCUUUCUUUGCUCCCAUGACUAUAAUUAUAACUAAGAAUACAUUCUGUCAAUAAAACUGAAAAUGUGUUUCACAGCUAUGCAUGGGGUGAUGAGGCUAUUCAAUGAAGACUGAAUUAUAGUCAAAACAUGUGAAAUGAGAUUGAAAAUAAUGAAGUAUGGUUGUAUAUUAUAGAUAUUUGAAGAGAAAAAAAAACUCUUGCAAAUUAGUUUUUCAUCUUAUAGCGCCCCAUGGGGAAUAGGCUGUCAAGCAUCUCUCUCCAUUUUGCUCUGUCAUUCCUCCAAGCCAUUCCCAUUGUAAGAUAUGAUUCCAAAAUGUUAUCAUUCCCACUUUGUUCCAGAUUUUGAUGGUGAUGACUUGAUAUCUGAAUCUGAUCUGAAGCAGGUUAUAGAGAGUUUAAUUGGGAGCAACAGGCUGACAGAAGAUGAGUUGCAACAACUGAUUGACAAUGUAAGAGUUUAUGUUUUUCAUUUUAUUUAUAGUAAUUUAAAUGAUUUGGUUUUGUACUUACCGAAUAUAGGCGCAUAUAGGUGACCCUUUUUUUUUUACCAACCUGUCCCCUUGUUAUCUAUUUGACUUACUGUUAUUCAGUGUAGAGAAUUCAUUUUCAUUAAAAGUCAAAGAGUUGUGUUCUCCCUUGAUCUCACUUAAGCUCGAGGGGAGGGAAAGCUGUUUUUUUAUGUUUAUUAAAGACUAUGAUAGUUUAUGAUGAUUAUUUCAGUUUUCAAGUUGUUAUGGCAAACAUUUUGUGGCAUCUGUUGAACAAAUGAUAGAUUUAUAUUCAUAAAGUGCCUAAAAAACUUCCCUAACUAAGGGUGUGACAUAUCUACAGGUCAACAGCAAAUACCGACUUUGAUAACCCCAAACUAAGGGUGUGACCUAUAAUCGUAAUACAUGUAUAGUCAUUUUUAAAAUAGUUUUUUGCCUGUAUUGAGUCUGGAUUAUUCUUAUCAAGCAUUUAUUUUCCCUGUUUUAAAUCACAGAUAAUGGAUGAAGCUGAUUUGGAUGAUGAUAAAACCCUGUCGUUUGCUGAGUUUGAGCAUGUUAUCUCUAAGGCUCCUGAUUUUGUCAAGUAAGGAAUGAUUUCUUCACAGUUUGAGAAAAUUUAGUUUCAUGUAAACAUUCUUGAACUAGCAAUUUGGUUUCAAUUUGGAGUGUGAAGAAGUAAUUUGCUGCAAGGAAAAAACAGUACACUUAGCUGUAAUAGUCCAUGUUAUGUAAACAUGCUUGACAGAUUGAGUUCACAUAAAUGAAUCAUUGGAGAUUUUGUUUUUGGAAACAUCAGGAUUAUAUUUAACCAAAAUACCCAGCUUUGCUGGAGUUUGCAUUUAGAAAAAAUUCUUAAGUGUUAUCAGCAUACAUGUAAAUUUCGGGCCCUGUUAAAAACACUUUGUUAUAUUACCAAUGAAGAUGAAACAUUUUCACCUAUUAAAAGCCAGCUUGAAAAUAACUCUUGUAAACAUUUCAUCUGGGGCCCAUCCCAUUUCAGUUAUUCAAGCUGGGCGCAGCCAAAAACUAUAAUUUAAAGACAAAUCUAACUUUUAUAAGAUGACGUGUUAAAAAAAAGUAUUCAUGAAUGCCAAAGUUAUAGCUGUUUAUAAAUUAAAAUAAGUUAGGAUCCCCACUCCAAAAGGUGCCAUUUAUAUUAUCCCUAAGAUAGAGGCAAACUAAAAAUAAUUCAGAUAAAUAUUAAAGUUAAUUUUUUUAAUUUAUUCCAUUAAAAUGAGAAAGAAUUUCCACUGAUGUUGCCUUUUAAAUUUUUGCUGUUUGGGUCCUCGGCACCAAAGGAACUUAAUAGUUAUUACUUUACAGCAGUGGAUAUUUUAGGUUGGAUAAUGAACAAACUUUAUUUUUAAAGAUGUCCUAUUAAAAUCGUAUGAUUAACGUCAAAAAAAAAGUUAUGUUAAAAAUAAAAUUGCCGCCCCCCCCCCCCCCCCCCCCCAGAAAAAGAUGUGUAUGUUGUAUUUUAUUAGUUUAAAAUCAGCCAGUAUUUUAAAGAGAUUAUGAAAGGUAUGUUAACCCAGUUUUGCCUAGAUACAACAAUUUACAUAGCAGCUUGUAUUUGGAAUUAUGAGCAAACUAUCCAGGAAAGACCAUGUCAAAUUUGCUUGAGAUCACUUGUUCAGUUUUCUUGUGAUUAAUCCAUCCAUUAACCAACAAACGUAGUCACUCUGAGCUUCAUAUAGUAGAUUAUAAUGUACAUAAAUACAUUGAAAUAUUAAAGGUGACAAAUAUGUAUUUUAUAUUUUCAAUGCUGGAAAGAACUGCCAAUUUUUUUUAUCUUCACCAGCUCAUUCCGUAUCAGAAUGUAGGAGCAGAUCCUCGCUGUUCUUCUGUGAACAAAUUGCUUCAAAGAAACAUCUUCAUAUGUCUCAGAGCAGUGAGAUUUAUAAAUGUCUUAUCAACUUCUGAGAAGUUAAAUUGUGAUAAUUUCUUGAUCUAAGCUCAAGGGUGCCUUAAUCCUGACUAUGAGUAAAUCAAAACAUUAAAGAUGAAAAGUUGCUAUUGCAUUUUUCAGACUUUGUAAUUUACAAAUUUUUCCAUGUUUACUUUACCCUUACAUUUUAAUCUUACUUUGGUUUCAUCAAAGAGAUGGGUUUAAUGAAACAUUACAUUUAAGCAUUUUUGUAAUGUCCAUAAGUUAUACAAUAUAAACAUAUGUAUUUAACCUCUUUGUAAAUUGUUUCAUUUGCCUUCUAAUGUCAUUUUUCAGAUUAAUUAAUUAUAAAAAUUACCUUCUUAACAAAGCACACAGGUUGUCUGAAAUAAGCUCAGAUUUAUAUUCAUUUAUAAUGAAAAUCCUAAAACUAAGCUACUUACAUGUCAGAAAAUAGGGUCAAAACAAUGAAAUCUAAUGAGAUUUCAACUAUAUUUGGGCACAAAUUACUAAAUUUUUACUUCCAGUAUUGUAGUAUUAUUUUGAUGAUGUAGGAGAGUCUGGAUAAUGUGCUUAAUUUUGUUGCAUUAUGAUGUAUUCUUACAGUGGUCAAAGUUAGAAAAUCACCCAUUCAACUUGUCUAAAGAAGAGAAUUUCAAAUAUCAAUAAAUUGAAUCCAUUAGUGUUCAGAAUAUAUCAGUAUGCAAUGAUUGAUUUUUUUAAAUUGGUUUUUUUUUUCAGGUUUAAUUUAUUAUUAUUUUCAUCUUCUUUGACAGAGCAGUACACAUGCUCAAGUAGCAAACUCUCCAUAACCCCAAGUAGUUCCACCUCUGGAUGUAUGUAAUAUUAUAUUAAACAUGGCAUUCCAAAUAUCAAUUUUUGUUUAGACACAUACACCACCUACCACCUGUUCACUCUUGCCAAAGAUUGCCUCCCUUUUUAUGCUCCCCUUAUAUUUCAUUGACGUCUUUUACCGACGGCCUCCGUUGUCUCUGCAGAAUCCAUUGUUACUGCUGACCUCCAUUGUCACUGCAGACCUCCAUUGUCACUGCAGACCUCCAUUGUCACUGCAGACCUCCAUUGUAUUGUCUCUGCAGACCUCCAUUGUCACUGCAGAUAUCCAUUGUUACUGCAGACCUCCAUUGUCACUGCAGACCUCAAUUGUCACAGAAGACCUUCAUUGUCACAGAAAACCUCCAUUGUGACAGCAGACCUCCAUUGUCACAGCAGACCUCCAUUGCCAUUGCAGACAUCCAUUGUCACAGAAGACUUUCAUUGUCAACAUUGUCACAGAAAACCUCCAUUGUGACAGCAGACCUCCAUUGUCACUGCAGACCCCCAUUGUCACUGCAGACCUCCAUUGUCACUGCAGACCUCCAUUGUCACUGCAGACCUCCUUUGUCUCAUGUUAUGUUAUUAUUGAUAUUUAUUUCUCCACAAUUUCUUGAUCAUGGAUCGUUCAACAACUGAAACAAAGCUAGAUCUGCCCUAAAAUUAUAAAGCUUUAUGUCUAUAAUUGAUUUAUAACUUAUUAAUAUUAUUAUAAUCCUACUACUUACUGUAUUCAUAUUGCUAAUCAGCAAUCAGGGUUCUUUUUUUGGUUCAUUCAAUAAAUAAUGGUUUAUUACUGUAUCCUAUUAUAAGUCUUAAAGGUAUCAUAUUUUUUCCAUUGAAGGAGCACCCCUGAAUUUCCACAUGUUUUGUUCCCAUGAUUGUUAUUUUGUGUGCCCAAAAAAAAUCUGUUGUGAUAUUUUCACUAGCUUAGGAAACAAUUUUGGGGUUCAAUGGCAGCAACUAAAGAAACAGAGCAUUGGCCUCACUAGUCCCUAUUCAAUAUUGCCAUAAAUUUUAAGGUUCCCUAGAGAAAAAAAUGCACCUCAUCUCCAAAGCAAUCACCUAAGACUUUAUGGCCCACAACAGGGUCGCGCCUCAGCAUUUGGGAAACACUGAUCUAUGGUAAGAUCCCCUAAUGAAAAUAACUCUGAUAAGCAAAAGUUGUGUGCAUAACUAAAUUUCUUUCUUACACUGUUGCAGUAAGGUGUGAGAAUGACUGUUGCAGUAAGGAGUUAGGAUGACGGUUGCAGUAAGGUGUGAGGAUGAUGGUUACAGUAAGGUGUGAGAAUGACGGUUGCAGUAAGGUGUGAGGAUGACUGUUGCAGUAAGGUGUGAGAAUGACUGUUGCAGUAAGGUGUGAGAAUGACUGGUGCAGUAAGGUGUGAGAAUGACUGUUGCUGUAAGGUGUGAGAAUGACUGUUGCAGUAAGGUUUGUGAAUCACUGUUGCAGUAAGGUGUGAUAAUCACUGUUGCAGUAAGGUGUGAGAAUGACUGCUGCCGUAAGGUGUGAUAAUCACUGUUGCAGUAAGGUGUGAGAAUCACUGUUGCAGUAAGGUGUGAGAAUCACUGUUGCAGUAAGGUGUGAGAAUCACUGUUGC